Molecule: messenger RNA, 390 nt
Organism: Osmia bicornis bicornis
Lineage: Eukaryota; Metazoa; Arthropoda; Insecta; Hymenoptera; Megachilidae
Product: larval cuticle protein LCP-17-like
Exons: 2
Coding region: 1-390 (129 amino acids)
Cellular component (GO): chitin-based extracellular matrix
Molecular function (GO): structural constituent of chitin-based larval cuticle
Source: RefSeq, a predicted model, not a curated record
AUGAAGUUCUUCGUUGUUUCCUUCGCCCUUCUGGUCGUUGCCUCAGCCGACGUGGCUCGUCAACCACCCGCAGCUAUUCUGAAACAGACCAACGAAGUAUCACCAGACGGAACCUAUUCUUUCUCCUACGAGACCGAUAACGGAAUUUAUCACGGAGAAACUGGAACAUUGGUAGCAUCGAAUAGUAAGGACGCAACCCCUGUCGUAGCCACUCAAGGACAAUAUCAAUACACAUCUCCUGAUGGCACACCGAUCGCAGUAACAUACGUUGCUGACCAGAAUGGUUUCCAACCUCAAGGUGAACACAUACCGCAAAUAUCUCCUCUGAUCCAGAAGGCUAUCGAGUACAUCAAAGCGCAUCCACAACAAACCGAACGUCCCAAGCUAUAA